AUGUCUCCCUUUGACCACAAACGCACCAACUAUCGGAAGAUCCCCUGGGGCCUUCAUGGUAGACGAAUAUCUGACUCAAUCCAAGAUUGGACCUUUGACACGGGUAUUGAGAUGCAGGACAUUCCUCUGUCUUCCCCAGAGAUCUCUGGCAAACAGAAAUCUUCCAGUUCAUCGAUAUCUGAUCCUCAGUUCGAUACUCUGAUGGCAGAGUGCGCAACAGUGCGAGACAGAAUGGAGAAGAUUGAAGACAAGAUCGCCGAGCUUUAUUACGCUCGCCAGAAAAACGGUGAUAUUGUUUCAUCUGCAUCUUCUGAUGCUAACACCUCUGCAAGCCAGAAACGCUCUACCGACAAAGGUAACCUUACUGUUGGAACACAACAAAAGUCCCCCUCGACAGAAUUCUAUGACUGCGAGGACUACUCACAUUUUGAGCAAGUUGAAGAAAGGGUCGAGAACCGCAAGGUCAAGAAGCCCAAGACAGAGGAGGAGAAGAACCGUCACAUAAACAUGGUUUUCAUACGAGAGAACCUGUAA
Messenger RNA from Fusarium venenatum, 534 nucleotides. RefSeq lists its product as uncharacterized. The record is from RefSeq and is a predicted model, not a curated record. NCBI's taxonomy places the organism in Eukaryota, Fungi, Ascomycota, Sordariomycetes, Hypocreales, Nectriaceae.